Messenger RNA from Biomphalaria glabrata, 1567 nucleotides. RefSeq lists its product as uncharacterized. Bases 169 to 1119 code for a protein of 316 amino acids. The record is from RefSeq and is a predicted model, not a curated record. The transcript has 8 exons. Lineage: Eukaryota; Metazoa; Mollusca; Gastropoda; Planorbidae.
UUGGGUCACUGGAGCAGGUCGUGUGUAUCCAAUAGAACUUUCAGUGUGUUGUGACAUACCAGCAAAGGAUAAACUUAUAGAAAGUCGUGUUAGUAUGUACACGUCUGUUUCGUGUGGCUCCAUUGAUUUGCGAUUUGCUGUUAGAUCUGUAUCGUUCAAUGCAUAAAGAUGUCUUUAGACAGUAAAGAAGCACAGUGCCAAUACAUGGCACAGCAGAUAAGUUUCCUAAGACAAGCACAGAGUGACUGGACGUCUGGACUCGCGGACUAUACCAACAAGAUCAUUCAUGAGAUUGAGACUUGGAUACACAACUCCACACCGAGCACAACAUUUGUGGAAAUAGCGCAGCUGGCACAGAGGGCAGUUAUUUUUAUAACAGACAAACAGGCAACUCUGUCAAAUAACCAAGAACCAAACAGUUCAAGGAAUGCAGCUGAGACACUGUCAGACAAAACAAACUACAAAAAUUUUGUGAAUUUACAAUCAAGGGUUGAAAGUUUAGAAGAAAUCGUGUCGUCAAUCAGGACAGCAAUCAAAACAGGUACUAUCAGACGAGAAAAUGAAAAUAGUGACUCGGAAAACCAAGCAAAACAAAACAAGGAUUUAAAAGCCAUGGAACUGCUCAUAACUACGACCGAUCAAAAACUUUCAAGCAAUCUGCAGAAUUUAGAAGAUACGCUCCAGCGUCAAAACACUCAGUUGAGUAGCCAGUUGGAAAGACUUGAAUCAGAUUUUUCGCAAUAUAAAUGUAAAGAACUCAAAGAUGGUCAAGACCAUUGGACAAAGCUGACGAAUCUAGAAACUAAGUACACACUCCUGAAUCAGCUGAUGCUCAAGAAAAUUACUUCGUUAGAACAUUUAAAAAACUGUUUGAAUCUGAAACUGGGACAAAAAGAGGAUUGUCAAAAUCAAGUGAAGUUCGAUCAACUGAAGACAGACUUCGACACAGUCUCGAGAAGUGUGUCAGAAUUAAAGAGUGCGCAUGAUGCCCUGAGUACAAAGAUCGCUGAGACUUGGCCCCCUCAUCCACACAUGCCCCCGCCCUUCAUGCCCCCACCUCCUCCUCACCCGUUCCACCACGAUCAUCACCACCGCCGGCAUCACCACCGCCACUGCUGAUGCCAACGACGAUCACACACAAAUAUUGAGUUGACGAAAGAUUAGCCCAGAUGCUGUUACAGUUCUUCCUGUUGGAUGUGACAAUGGAACGUAGCUACCUUGGAACAAAAAAAAAAAGAAAUACGAACUUUUGUAGCAAUUCUUACGCGAAGACUGAUUGAAAACUGAUUAUUUCAUCAGGCUUACAUCUAGACACUGCAACAGAAUAAUUAUAUAUAGAGCCACAUCUAGACGCUGAAACAGAAUAGUUAUAUAUAUAUAUAGCCACAUCUAGACGCUGCAACAGAAUAGUUAUAUAUAUAGCCACAUCUAGACGCUGCAACAGAAUAGUUAUAUAUAUAUAGCCACAUCUAGAUGCUGCAACAGAAUAGUUAUAUAUAUAUAGCCACAUCUAGAUGCUGCAACAGAAUAGUUAUAUAUAUAGCCACAUCUAGACGCUGCAACAGAA